AUGGGUGCAGAAUGGAGCUUCACACCUGCCACACUACAUUCCAAGACUGGAGAUGUUGAUAUCGAUAUCAAAUUAGUAUCCGACUGGGAUCUGGCUUCAGUGGCCGUCCGGCCAGAUCCCACGUUAAGCAAACUUGGUCUUGCUACCCAGUGUAUCUCGCGGCUCGAACAGGAUUUACUAGAGCGGCUAGCCAGGGCCGAGAAAGAGAAAUGA
Messenger RNA from Paracoccidioides brasiliensis Pb18, 213 nucleotides. RefSeq lists its product as uncharacterized. The transcript has a single exon. The coding region runs from base 1 to 213 and encodes 70 amino acids. The record is from RefSeq and is a predicted model, not a curated record.